AUGAAGGAUCUGCUCAGUCGUAUUAAUAUUACCGGUAUCGACACUGGGAGAUACAUCGAUAACCUCACUAGUAAUGGCGGCACGGGCCUUCCACGAGUUGCCAUUGCUAUUUCUGGAGGAGGCUAUCGAGCUCUCAUGAACGGCGCCGGGGCCCUCGCGGCAUUUGACAAUAGAUCAACAGACGCGACUCAAACUGGCCAUCUCGGAGGUCUUUUGCAGUCAGCGACGUAUCUCAGUGGCUUGUCUGGUGGAAGCUGGCUCGUUGGCAGCCUUUACGUGCAGAAUUUUACCUCUGUUGAAUCUAUAGUGCUCUCUACCAGUGGAUUUCUCAGUACCCUCUGGCGGUUCGACCAUUCCAUUUUUGACGGGCCCGCGGACCUCAAUAUCGUAAGGUAUUAUACUCAGCUCUUUGACGCUGUCAACGACAAAAAGAAGGCUGGCUUCAAUACGUCAAUUACCGAUUACUGGGGCAGAGCUUUAUCCUAUCAGCUUGUUGAUCCUUCCGACGGAGGGCCUGCGGUUACGUUUUCAUCCAUCGCAAAUGACACCGAGUUUCGAACAGCUCAAGCCCCAAUGCCUUUAAUUGUGGCUGUCGAAAGAACCACGGGACAGGUCCAAAUCGCUGCCAACUCAACAGUCUUUGAGUUUAACCCCUGGGAGAUGGGGUCGUACGACACCGGACUCGAGGCAUUUGCGCCGCUUCAGUUUGUGGGCUCCAACUUUACUAACGGCACCAUUGCCAGAAAUGGAGUUUGUAUCGCUGGAGUUGAUAACGCAGGCUUCGUCAUGGGCACAUCGUCCUCUUUGUUCAACCAGGCGCUCUUGCAAAUUGGACAGGUUCAAGGCGUACCAGACUUCUUGCUCAACGCCAUCAACGAUACGCUAACAGACAUUGGCGACGAUAACAGAGAUAUCGCCGCCUGGCCAAAUCCAUUCUUUGGAUACAAUCCCAGUGUAAAUCUGAACGCGAACGAGACACAGCUGACUCUUGUGGACGGCGGUGAAGACUUACAGAACAUACCUCUACAUCCGCUAAUCCUACCGCAGCGAAGGGUUGACGUGAUAUUUGCGGUUGAUGGCUCUGCUGACACGGCAACCUUAUGGCCAAACGGCACGGCCAUGGUGGCCACUUUUAAUAGAUCGGAAGCCACAACCUCCUCAGCUGACGACAACCGCUUCCCAGAUAUUCCGGACCAAAAUACCUUUGUCAAUCUGGGCUUGAAUAACCGGCCUACCUUUUUCGGCUGCAGCAACCGCAGUUCGGGUCCUCUCAUCGUCUAUCUGCCUAAUGCUCCCCUCUCAUUUCACUCCAACGUCUCAACGUUCGAUCUAAAGUAUACCAUCGAGGAACGCAACCAGAUCAUUCAGAAUGGGUACAACAUGGCGACCAGAGGCAAUGGCUCGGUGGAUGCGAACUGGCCGGCAUGCGUCGGUUGCGCCAUUCUGUCGCGAAGCUUCAAUCGAACCAGGACAGCCGUUCCUGCAAUAUGCAGAGACUGCUUCACGCGAUAUUGCUGGAAUGGUACGACGAACGACACCUUGCCGAAUACGUAUGAGCCCGCGCAGAUUCUGCAGGGUGCUACGGAGCAGUCGUCUUCUUCGGCUGGUCGGGCGAGUGGGACGCUGCUGUUGGCUGUUAUUGCGCUGUUACUGGCGAUCUGA
Trichoderma atroviride IMI 206040 is the source of this 1662-nucleotide messenger RNA. RefSeq lists its product as uncharacterized. Gene Ontology annotation, molecular function: A2-type glycerophospholipase activity. The record is from RefSeq and is a predicted model, not a curated record. Gene Ontology annotation, cellular component: intracellular membrane-bounded organelle; cytosol. Gene Ontology annotation, biological process: glycerophospholipid catabolic process. Lineage: Eukaryota; Fungi; Ascomycota; Sordariomycetes; Hypocreales; Hypocreaceae.